Molecule: messenger RNA, 555 nt
Organism: Psylliodes chrysocephalus
Lineage: Eukaryota; Metazoa; Arthropoda; Insecta; Coleoptera; Chrysomelidae
Source: the annotation of a GenBank genome assembly
AUGUCUAGAAAAACAUUGAUUAAGACACGUGUUAGUGAUAAGCUUUAUUUGUUUGAAAAAGCUGAAGAUUUAAAUGAGGAACAAAGACAACUGCUUCCUACAUAUGAAGAAAUUAUUAAAUGCUUUAAAAGUUUUCGACUACACUUGAAAGGCGACGGAAGUAAAGAACCUGCUUCAAAUGAAAUUGCAAAUAUUGUGACACAGAAAGUUUCAGUUAUUUGGCAACGAGCAUCUCUACCAACUGUGAGCCACAAACGUAUAGUAGAUAUGAUUUUAACAUAUAACAAGAGCUUGACUUGUACCGAAACUCAUUAUUGUCGAAGUAGAACAAUGGCAAGAAGGUACUUGCCUUGUGAGCUAAAUAUCCGAAAACUUCAUAAAAGGUACAAUGAAUUAGUGGAUGAGCAUUUAAGAGUGAAAGAAUGUUUCUUUAGAAAUAAUGUUAACAUUAACUACAACAUAGACUUCGGAACACCUCUUACAAAUAUGUGCUUAGAAUGUUUAAAACCGAAAGAAAAACUGAAGACUGAAGCAAAUCAAAACCUUGGAAAUUAA